AUUUCUAGUCAGUCUGCCAUUGGCCGUCGUACGGAGUGCUCAGUAUGAAGCUAAUAAUAGCCUUGUUUAUGUUAAUUGUUCUCAUUCAAUACACAGAAAGCCGACACUUCGGAUGGUUCCCGCAAAAUCUUGUCGAAACGUUCACGAACAAGACAGCACAAAUAAGCAACUACGUGCGCACGAAAGGACGGAGUCUGAAACAAUUUUAUGUACAAAAUGUAAGAAAUAAAAUAACAUCGUACUUCGGUUAUAACAGCAGUUCACCUGACGGCGGCGGCGGUCCUACGAGAAUUAAAAAAGGAUUUGGAGAUUAUGUCGGCGAAGCGCAGGUGAAGAAUCAGAAGGUUUUUGAUGCGAUAGCUCCAGAGAAAAUUGAAUAUAUGUGCAAUAAUGACGAUCCGAGCAUCCACAUGGCAACGCCGCAGCUGAUAGCGUCUCACGGAUACGUCUCAGAAUCCCACACAAUUGUCACAGAAGAUGGAUACAUUCUCACAGUUCAUAGGAUACCAUAUUCAAGAAAUGUUUCCAACAGGGAGGUCCCCCGUAAGACAGUGUUGCUGCAUCAUGGUUUGCUCGGCAGUUCGGCUGAUUGGAUCAUGGCGGGACCGGAAAAGGGGCUCGGUUAUAUACUAUCAGACGCAGGAUAUGAUGUAUGGCUUGCUAAUGUUAGAGGAAAUACAUAUUCAAGAGCCCACAUCACAUUGAAACCCGAUUCCUUUGAAUUUUGGAAUUUCACGUUUCACGAAGUUAGUCAACACGAUUUGCCGGCUGUCAUAGAUUAUAUAAUGGAAGUUAAAGGAUGGGACGUCAAGAUAAAUUAUAUCGGUCACUCCAUGGGAACGACUAUUCUGUUCGCUUUGUUAUCAACAAAGACUCAUUACAACAAAGUUCUGAGAGCAGGUUUCGCGUUAGCUCCUGUCGCUUUUAUGACCGAUAUUAGGAGCCCUAUUCGUCUCCUUGCAAAAUACAGUGAUAAUCUAGAAUAUUUAUUAAAACUUCUCGGUACUAAUGAAUUUUUACCACAAAAUUCUGUAUUACGAUGGUUAUCGAAACACGCGUGUGAAAUAAAUCAUUACGAGGAAGCGAUUUGUGAGAAUUCCCUAUUCAUUUUGUGUGGUCACGACGAACAGCAGUUCAAUCGAAGUCUAUUACCAAUAAUAUUGGGCCAUGUGCCGGCCGGGGCUUCAACUAAGACCUUAGUUCAUUAUGCCCAAGAGAUAAGAAACGCGGGGAGAUUUCAACAAUUCGAUUACGGUCCCGAGGGGAAUUUGAAAGAGUAUGGAAGCUUCGAUCCUCCACAAUAUCCUCUGCAUAAAAUAACCCUACCUAUUGCUCUAUUCGGAUCCGAAAAUGAUUGGCUGGCGAGCGAUGUGGACGUAACGAAUUUAUAUGUUCAGCUGGCCAAUCCAAUAGAUCAUUACAUUGUGCCGUUAAAAACAUUCAACCACAUCGACUUCUUGUGGGCUAAAGACGCGAAGAAAUUGGUCUUCGACAAACUCUUACAAAUGUUAGAGGAGGGUGUUAGUAGAACGCAUUUUGAGUCGGACUUUUCUAUUAAUAAUAUAUAAUAUUAAAAUAGACCAAGUCUUUUAAUAUAAACAAUAUAAGUAAAAAUAUGUAUGUGAUAUUUCUAUUAAGUACUAACUUCAUUUAAAUUCCCGUCAUGCAUUAUAAGUUUACUUUAUUAAAUAGUGUGUAGAAACAUGGGUUAUCUUAAAAUAUUUUUUUAAUUAUAAAAGAUAGAAUAUGAUAAAGUAAUUUUAUUUAAAUUAAAUAACUUAUACGAUAUCCACAAUAACUGUUAUUCCGUCAUUACUAUCUACAAGUAUACAAAAACACUACAUACGACUAAUUAUAAUUUUAUCAAGAGUUCAGGGUCACAAACAAAUAUACGUAUAUAGUAGGUACUCCUCAAUUUUAUCCUCUUUCCUUAUACUAUAGAUCCUAACUGCGUAACUAUAGUAAAAUGCCACAGUUUGCAUAGCCACGGAUGUCUUUAACUCUUAAGUGCAAAGAAAUUAAGGAUCUUUUAAUUUCUAACUCCGCUCCGAGCGCGUAGAGGUUAAACAUAAAAAAUUAAUUAAUAUGUCAAAUUAGGACAUUUUUUUCUUUUAUGAUUUAAUAUAAGAGCAUUUAUCUAUUUAAAUAUUAUUAUGUUGAACGUAAGAAUUGUUUGUAACAAUUAAUAAACAAUUCACCAAUGUCAA
This is a messenger RNA of Danaus plexippus (monarch butterfly), 2207 nucleotides long. Its product is annotated as lipase 3-like. Bases 45 to 1568 code for a protein of 507 amino acids. Gene Ontology annotation, biological process: lipid metabolic process. Lineage: Eukaryota; Metazoa; Arthropoda; Insecta; Lepidoptera; Nymphalidae. The record is from RefSeq and is a predicted model, not a curated record. The transcript has a single exon.